UUGGUUUGUGUGAUUUUGGUGGAGAAAUCCACGCUGGAGAUCCUCUGUGGCUCAUUUUGCUUAGGCACAUUCUUAACAAAACUCCAAAAGUUAGCUCUUUUUUUUGUGUGUGACGAAAAUGAGUGGACGUGUUCGGCUCAAAGAGAAUAACAUCUUAGACGAGGACUUGCCUACACUCCUUGAGAUUGUCUUUAAGUUUCUCUCCGAGAAUCUAUCCAUUGUCUGCGAUGAGAAUGAAUUUGAUCACAACUUGGAGCUCAAUGAGGGAGUUUACAUACCAAAUGAAAUUUGUGAUAGACUACUAAAGUACUACCAAGACUGGAACCAGGGACAUAAACAAUCACUUCAUCUACAUCUUUCGGGACACCACACGAACUCCCCUUAA
Molecule: messenger RNA, 385 nt
Organism: Phlebotomus papatasi
Lineage: Eukaryota; Metazoa; Arthropoda; Insecta; Diptera; Psychodidae
Product: protein zer-1 homolog
Exons: 2
Coding region: 119-385 (88 amino acids)
Source: RefSeq, a predicted model, not a curated record